UUUCUCCAAAGAUGGCUCCGACCCGGAGUAUUAUUGGGUUUCUAAAUCCCAAAACUAUCGGUGCAGUUUUUAGUUCUAAUAUUUCCAAAACUUCGUGUCGCUUUAUUCAUAGAUGUAACAAUUGUAACCAUUUUCUUGGAACUCCUGUAAUAUCUAGUGUGACGUUAGGUCGUAAAAAUGUUAAAUAUGGCGAAGUUGGUGUGAGAUCUCGAUAUAUUCAUACCUCUAAUAGUUUAAACGCUAGAGUCGACUACUACCAAGUUCUUGGUGUGUCAAAAAAUGCGUCAGCUAAAGAAAUUAAAAAAGCGUAUUAUCAACUAGCUAAAAAGUAUCAUCCAGAUGCCAAUAAGUCAGAUCCAGAGGCUCCAAAGAAGUUUCAAGAAGUUUCUGAAGCUUAUGAGAUACUUUCCGAUGAAAAUAAGCGUAAACAAUAUGAUACAUAUGGCACAACAACUGACCAAAUGGGUGGCAUGGGAGGCUCAAGUGGCCCUGACGGUUUCACACAUCAGUGGCAGUAUAAAUCUACCAUAGAUCCUGAAGAGUUGUUCCGCAAGAUAUUUGGUGAUGCAGGCUUUAAGGCUGACACAUUUAGUGACUUUGCUGAGAGCAAGUUUGGUUUUGGUGCAGCUCAAGAAAUUAUAGUAAAUUUAAGAUUCACUGAGGCGGCUCGGGGUGUGAACAAGGAUAUAAAUGUUAAUGUGGUCGAUACUUGUCCAAAAUGUAUGGGGUCGAGAAGUGAACCUGGUACUAAAGCUGUCAAGUGUAGUUACUGUAAUGGCACGGGAAUGGAGACAUUUUCUAGAGGUCCAUUUGUGAUGCGUUCUACUUGUCGACAUUGUCACGGUACUAGGAUGCUGAUCAAGUUCCCGUGUGUUGAAUGUGAAGGCAAAGGACAAACGGUUCAACGUAAAAAAGUAACAGUGCCGGUGCCAGCAGGAGUGGAAGACGGACAAACAGUACGAAUGGCUGUCGGCAACAACGAAGUAUUUGUUACGUUCAAAGUUGAAAGCUCAAAUUACUUUAGAAGAGACGGACCUGAUGUUCACACUGAUUGCACAAUUUCAGUGUCUCAAGCCGUAUUGGGAGGAACAGUGAGGCUACAAGGGCUCUAUGAAGACCAUACAUUACAGAUUGUUCCCGGAACAUCCUCUCACACUACUAUUCGUUUGUCACGAAAAGGCAUGAAAAGGGUCAGUCAUCAUGGCUACGGAGACCAUUAUGUUCACAUUAAGAUACAGGUACCAAAAACUCUAAGCGAGAAACAGAAGGCUUUAAUGUACGCCUAUGCUGAACUAGAGGAAGAUACGCCCGGACAGAUACAUGGAGUAUCCUAUGACAGAGAUGGUAAUAAAAUUUCAAUAUCGGAGCCCCAAAAUUUAGUCGACGCUGUCAAGGAGGCUUUGAAAGAAAAGAAAAACAUCGAAAGAUCUUCCUCGGAAACUUCUGAAGAGAACGUGAAAGAGUCCAAACGCAGCAAGGGCUGAAUGAAAUAAGCUAAUUUAUACUUUACGAUCUUUGAGAUAAGACCCAAUUUGCAUAGCGCACGUAGGAAAAUUCCAAUUUUAUAGGAUAAUUUUCAGGCUGAAUUAUUGUCACUUCAUGAUUUCUUUUAAAUUUAAUUUUCGUCGAAUUCACAAAUGUUUUAUAUUUUUUACUACACAAUACUGUGAUAUGAGUUUUGAAAUAACUAAGACGCGAGUUUUUAAUCGUUAUAUAAAAAGUUUAAAGUGAUUACUUUAAUAAUGAACAUAUAUUGGAAUAAUAUAAUUAUCAUUAUAUUUCUGAUACAGCUGAAAUAGAUGUACAUAACCGUUAACUAGUUUGUAGGAAGUGGUAAAUAAAGAAAACAAAAUAAA
Melitaea cinxia (Glanville fritillary) is the source of this 1856-nucleotide messenger RNA. It is a transcript of the gene DnaJ-14, whose product is annotated as protein tumorous imaginal discs, mitochondrial-like. Gene Ontology annotation, cellular component: mitochondrion. The record is from RefSeq and is a predicted model, not a curated record. The coding region runs from base 12 to 1484 and encodes 490 amino acids. Gene Ontology annotation, biological process: protein folding; response to heat; negative regulation of apoptotic process. NCBI's taxonomy places the organism in Eukaryota, Metazoa, Arthropoda, Insecta, Lepidoptera, Nymphalidae. Gene Ontology annotation, molecular function: heat shock protein binding; ATP binding. The transcript has 10 exons.